Messenger RNA from Eutrema salsugineum, 1748 nucleotides. Its product is annotated as pentatricopeptide repeat-containing protein At5g18950. Gene Ontology annotation, molecular function: protein binding. NCBI's taxonomy places the organism in Eukaryota, Viridiplantae, Streptophyta, Magnoliopsida, Brassicales, Brassicaceae. The record is from RefSeq and is a predicted model, not a curated record. The coding region runs from base 131 to 1624 and encodes 497 amino acids. The transcript has a single exon.
AUUCAUCUCCUUUGGAUUACAGAAGGGAUCCAAAUCAAAUCGGGGAUCAAAUUCUAGGGGUCCGGUCAAGUAUUCGACUUUUUUUGUACGAUUUGCGUCUAGGCUGCUUCGAGCUUGAAUUGGAUACGCAAUGAGUAGAGGUCAGUCUUAUUUCAUCACUCUCUUUAGAACCCGAACUCGACAGAACCACCCUAACACACCCCAGAUACGGAGUCUCACCGUCGAGUCUCGCGACGGUGAAUCCAAGUCCGAGGAGCUGCAGAAAUCAGCCGGAUGUGGAACCGCGUCGGCUGUAAGUUACACUGAAAUGGCGAAAACUGUCUCUACGAUCAUGAGAGAGAGACAGAGAUGGCAGCAAACUCUGGUAUCUGAUUUCCCUUCGUUUGAUUUCGCAGAUCCUUUGUUUUUCCGAGAAUUAUUGAAAUCUCAGAACAAUGUUCUGCUUUCUAUGUGGUUCUUCCGAUGGCUUUGCUCGAACUAUGAUUACACACCUGAUCCUGUAUCUUUGAACCUUCUCUUUGGUGCCCUUUUGGACGCAAAUGCCGUUAAAGCUGCCAAAAGCUUUCUCGAUUCCACUGGUUUUAACCCGGAGCCAAGGUUAUUGGAGCAAUACGUGAAGUGUCUUUGUGAAGAUGGGUUGGUAGAUGAAGGUAUUCAAGUGUAUAAUGUACUGAAAGAGAAUGGAACUAUGCCUUCAAUUGCAACCUCCAAUUCGGUUUUAUUAGGUUGCGUAAAAGCUAGGAAAUUCGAUCGCUUCUGGGAACUUCACCAGGAAAUGACAGAAUCUGAGGUUGAUCUCGAGAGGAUUCAGUGUUUGAUCCAAGCUUUGUGUGAAGGUGGGGAUGUUUCAGAAGGCUAUGAGCUUCUGAGGAAGGUUUUGAGACAAGGGCUUGAUCCAGGGCAUGCUGUGUAUGCCAAAUUGAUUUCAGGGUUCUGUCAGAUUGGGAACUACGCUUGUAUGUCGGAGAUUCUCCAUACGAUGAUAGCUUGGAACCAUUUCCCGAGUAUAUAUACGUACCACGAGAUUAUAAAGGGACUUUGCAAGAAUGAGAAGCAGCAGGAGGCUUUUUGUAUAUUCAACGAUCUCAAAGAGAAAGGCUAUGCGCCUGACAUAGUCAUUUAUACCACAAUGAUCCAUGGAUUAUGUGAGAUGGGCUGGUUCGGGAGCGCGAGGAAGCUGUGGUGUGAGAUGGUAAACAAAGGGAUGCGACCAAACGAGUUCACUUACAAUGUGAUGAUACACGCGCACUUAAAAAGAGGCGAGGUUGUGCUUGCUCGUGAGCUCUAUAGCGAGAUGCUUAAAAAUGGCUUUGAAGAAACAACGGUCAGCUGCAAUACGAUGAUCACAGGUUUCUGCUCUUAUGGAAGAGCAGACCAGGCAUUCGAGUUUUUCAAGAAAAUGUCUGAAACAGGGGUAACACCCGAUGCAAUCACCUAUAACGCUUUGGUUCAAGGAUUUUGCAAGGAAAAUAAGGUUGAGAAAGGCAUUAAAUUAUUCGAGGAGCUCAAGGCCUUAGGUCUGAAGCCUUCUGGUAGGACUUAUGCUGCACUCCAAAAGAUUAGAUAUCUGAAGAUGCCUGAUUCUGUUGCAACUUCUUUAAACGAGAUUCUAGAUGUUGCCUGAAAGAAACUAAUUUUUGUUGGGAGUCUUGCGUUACUCACAAAACUGUAACAUUAGGCUGAUUCAUCAGCAAAAGGUCGAUUACAUUUUUUUGUUUGUUUCAAAUCUGUAAUACUUUUGUUCUCUC